This is a messenger RNA of Lytechinus pictus (painted urchin), 2073 nucleotides long. RefSeq lists its product as uncharacterized. Gene Ontology annotation, molecular function: protein binding. Bases 70 to 2073 code for a protein of 667 amino acids. The record is from RefSeq and is a predicted model, not a curated record. The transcript has 11 exons. NCBI's taxonomy places the organism in Eukaryota, Metazoa, Echinodermata, Echinoidea, Temnopleuroida, Toxopneustidae.
UCUGUCAUCACAACCAUCAAUGGAUAUAGAACUUGCUGCCCUGUUGAUGUCUUUGUGGAGACCAAUAAGAUGUGGAUUGCUGUCAUAGGAGAUCUGACUUACACCACUCUUGAGAUUGAAGCGGACAUCGUUGCUUUCAACAUUUCAACCCUGUUUAAUUGCCCGAGGAGCAAUAUGAACGUGUUAUCAGAUGUUCUGUGUGAUGGAGUGUACCAUUGCGAUCAUUACGAAGAUGAAUUGGCAUGCAAUUACACUGCGACAUAUCUGCAAUCAGGUGCAUCUUAUUCAGUCGACAUACCACGCAACUACACAAGACGAUUUUACCACGCAACCGUGCUACAAACAAACGAUACGAAUGGAUUUCGAAUCGUGUUCCAAUAUUUAUAUCUCUAUUCUAGUCAUCGAAUCCAAAUAGGGGCAGGUACUGAUCCGUCUGAUCAACAAUCUGUCAUCACAACCAUCAAUGGAUAUAGAACUUGCUGCCCUGUUGAUGUCUACGUAGAGACCAAUAGGAUGUGGAUUGCUGUCAUAGGAGGUCUGACUUACACCAAUCUUGAGAUUGAAGCGGACAUCGUUGCUUUCAACAUUUCAACCCUGUUUAAUUGCCCGAGGAGCAAUAUGAACGUGUUAUCAGAUGUUCUGUGUGAUGGAGUGUACCAUUGCGAUAAUUACGAAGAUGAAUUGGCAUGCAAUUAUCCAGCGAUGUAUCUGCAAUCAGGUGAAUCUUAUUCAAUCGACAUACCACGCAACUACACAAGACGAUUCUACCAUGCAAUCGUGCUACAAACAAACGAUACGAAUGGAUUUCGAAUCGUGUUCCAAUAUUUAUAUCUCUAUUCUGGUCAUCGAAUCCAAAUAGGGACAGGUACUGAUCCAUCUGAUCCACAGUCUGUCAUCACAAGUCUCUAUGGUACUAGAAGCUCUUCUGAUGAUGUCUAUGUGAUGACCAAUAAGAUGUGGAUCGCUGUCAUAGGAGGACCGACUUACACCAAUCUUGAGAUUGAAGCGGACAUCGUUUCUUUCAACCUUUCAACCCUGUUUAAUUGCCCGAGGAGCAAUAUGAACGUGUCAACAGAUGUUCUAUGUGAUGGAGUGUACCAUUGCGAUCAUUAUGAAGAUGAAUUGGCAUGCAAUUUUCCAGCGAUGUAUCUACAAUCAGGUGAAUCUUAUUCAAUCGAUAUACCACGCAACUACACAAGACGAUUUUACCAUGCAAUCGUGCUACAAACAAACGAUACGAAUGGAUUUCGAAUCGUGUUCCAAUAUUUAUAUAUCCAUUCUAGUCAUCGAAUCCAAAUAGGGACAGGUACUGAUCCAUCUGAUCCACAGUCUGUCAUCACAAGUCUGUAUGGUACAAGAAGCUCUUCUGAUGAUGUCUAUGUGAUUACCAAUAAGAUGUGGAUCGCUGUCAUAGGAGGACCGACUUACACCAAUCUUGAGAUUGAAGCGGAUAUCGUUUCUUUCAACCUUUCAACCCUGUUUAAUUGCCCGAGGAGCAAUAUGAACGUGUCAACAGAUGUUCUAUGUGAUGGAGUGUACCAUUGCGAUCAUUAUGAAGAUGAAUUGGCAUGCAAUUACACUGCGACGUAUCUGCAAUCAGGUGAAUCUUAUUCAAUCGACAUACCACGCAACUACACAAUACGAUUUUACCACGCAACCGUGCUACAAACAAAUGAUAAGAAUGGAUUUCGAAUCGUGUUCCUAGAUUUCUAUAUCAGAUCUACCAAUCAAGUCCAAAUUGGGACAGGUACUGAUCCGUCUGAUCCACAGUCUGGGAUCACAAGUCUCUUUGGAUCUAGAAGCUCUUCUGAUGAUGUAUAUGUGGAGACCAAUAAGAUGUGGAUUGCUGUCAAGGGGGGACUGGCUGACACCAAUCUCUUCAUAGAUGUUGACAUCUUUGCUAUUGAUCUCUCAACUCUGUUUAAUUGCCCAGUGAGCAAUAAGAACGUGAUAUCAGUUCUGUGUGAUGGAGUGUACCAUUGCGAUCAUUAUGAAGACGAAUCGGAAUGCACCUUUAUAAAGUCAAAAAGAAAUGAGGCAUGCGCUACCACGUGUACCAGAAACAUUGUAUGA